AUGAAGGGACUCAGAAGUCUGGUGGCAACAACCUUGGCUCUUUUUCUAGUGUUUUCUUUCUUAGGAAAUUCCAGCAGUGCACCACAGGGACUCGAGAGAAGGAACUGGACUCCUCAAUCUAUGCUCUACCUGAAGGGUGCACAGGGGCGUCCCUUCAUCUCGGACCAGAGCCGGAAGAAGGACCUCUCCGACCGGCCGCCGCCCGAGAGACGCAGCCCAAAUCCCCAACUACUAACUCUUCCAGAAGCAGCAGCUCUGCUCUUGGCUUCCUUGCAGAAACCACAAGAAGCUGGAGAAGAAAACUUUGAUCAAACGAGAGUCCUAGAAGACAGUCUACUAAACUGGUGA
Messenger RNA from Neomonachus schauinslandi (Hawaiian monk seal), 348 nucleotides. It is a transcript of the gene SPX, whose product is annotated as spexin hormone. The transcript has 6 exons. Gene Ontology annotation, cellular component: cytoplasm. The record is from RefSeq and is a predicted model, not a curated record. The coding region runs from base 1 to 348 and encodes 115 amino acids. Lineage: Eukaryota; Metazoa; Chordata; Mammalia; Carnivora; Phocidae. Gene Ontology annotation, biological process: positive regulation of gastro-intestinal system smooth muscle contraction. Gene Ontology annotation, molecular function: neuropeptide hormone activity.